Messenger RNA from Schistocerca gregaria, 3052 nucleotides. Its product is annotated as dentin matrix acidic phosphoprotein 1-like. NCBI's taxonomy places the organism in Eukaryota, Metazoa, Arthropoda, Insecta, Orthoptera, Acrididae. The coding region runs from base 148 to 2679 and encodes 843 amino acids. The transcript is spliced from 9 exons. The record is from RefSeq and is a predicted model, not a curated record.
UUUGGUCUGCAGUUUCCAUGUCCAAGAAUAACCUACGCAAAAACAAAGAAGUUUUUACAUGUUGUCCAAACAACUAAAAUUUUAUCUGUCAUUUAAUACUUUUGUAAAAUGUAAUUUUCAUCAGCAGGCUGUAGGCUUUAUGAGUUGAUGUCAGUUCAGUAUGACUUGUUGUUCAGCGUCUAUUCGACGCCGCCUUUUAUUACUGAAAUUUUGAUAGUGUUGCUUUUAAUUGUCAUUCUUGGAUUUCCGAGCGCUUCUUAUGUGUCACGAUAUGUGCAAAGUGAAACAUCACCAAGAGAGGAUGUAACUGCCUCAGAGAGAGUGGAUGUGACUGAAACUGUGCCUGGAAGUAAUGAGCCUGUGACUGAGGUACCUGACACUGAUACAGGUAGUCUUGAACCUGAUCUAGAUCUCGAACCUGACCAUGGUCCUGAGCCUGAACCUGAUUCUGAUGAUCGUGGUCCUGAUGACCAUGGUCCUGAUGAUCAGGGUCCUGGAGAUGCUGGUCCUGAAGAGCCUGAUUCUGAAGAGCCUGGUCCCGAAGAGCCUGGUUCUGAAGAGUCUGGUCCCGAAGAGCUUGGUCCCGAAGAGCCUGGUCCCGAAGAGCCUGGUCCCGAAGAACCUGGUCCCGAAGAGCCUGGUCCAGAAGGGCCUGGUCCAGAAGGGCCUGGUCCUGAAGGGCCUGGUCCUGAAGAGCCUGGUCCUGAAGGACCUGGUCCUGAAGGACCUGGUCCUGAAGGACCUGGUCCUGAAGGGCCAGGUCCCGAUACUGGUCCUGACCCUGGGUCUGAACCUGGCUCAGGUCCUGCUCCUGAUGCUGGUGGUCAGGAAAACAGUGGGGAAGAUGAUAUACUAGGAACACAGAGAAGUGUACAAGUACUUUAUUGUAAAAGCAGUAACUAUCCAGAAUUCACUCAUUCAGAAACUGAAGAGUAUCUUGGAAAAUAUGGUAUAUUACCUCCCCUCCGCAAAUACUUUAUAGUCGAAAAAAAUGUAUCAGACAAAAUGUCUCUGGAAGGAGAUUUUCGCAGCAUUUUCCAUGAUAUACCAGGAGACCAUGUUAAACCAAGAAUUGAAAUUCAAAGAAGUGACAAGGGAAAUUUUUAUAGGCAGCAAGCUGGAAAUAUUUCUACUGUGUCUGCCACUGCAAAGGAUUUCAAGCCGCAGAGUUUGGAAGAUACAUCAAGACUAAGACAGUAUGAAGUACUUUCAUGCAAAGAAGAAACUUCUUCCCAAGAAACUUCAGUUACCAGUGUCAGUUCUAGUCCUCUUUUCAUCAAAAAGUAUAAAAGUAAAUUGGAUGGGUCUAUGAAAAUGAAACUUAAAGGAAUAAAACAAAGCUCAAGUCGGAGAUAUCCUGGAAGAAAUUCACCUCAGAAAAGUCAGCAAUUUGUGCCUUUCACUGAACAUAUAGUGGGAGAUAAUUUGGAGAAAGGCUGUUUAAUGAUAGGUACAUCAAGACUGAAACAGCAUGAACUAUUUGCAUGCAGAGAAGAAACUGCUUCACAAGAAAAUUCUGCUGCUAGUGUCAGUACUAGCUCUCCUUUCAUCAGGAAGUAUAAUAGUGAACUAGAUGGUUAUAUGAAAAUUAAACUUAAAGGAAUACAACAAAGCUCAAGUCAAAGAUCUGCUGGAAGAAAUACAGCUCAGAAAAGUCAAGGAUUUAUACCUUACACUGAACAUUCAGUGACAGAUUUUUCUGAGAAAGGCUUUUCCAAGAGAGAUACCUCAAGACUGAAACAGUAUGAACUACUUGCAUGCAAAGAAGAAACUGCUCCACAAGAAAAUUCUGUUAUGAGUAUCAGUUCUAAACCACUUUUCAUUAAUAAGUAUAAUGGUAAAUUGGAUAGUUCUCUGAAAAUGAAACUUAAAGGAAUAGAACCAUACUCAAACCAGAGAUAUGCUGGAAGAAAUGCACCUCAGAAAAGUCAACAAUUCAUGCCUUGCACUGAACAUUCAGUGACAGAUAAUUUAGGAACAGGUUACUUUAUGAGAAAAAAGUCACAGAUUUCAAAGUUCAAUGAUGAUUUCAGUAAUUUACAUAAUAUGGAUGAAAGAGCAUAUUAUUUUGAGUCUAAGGAAUCACAAGAUAGUUUCAAGAACAGAUAUGGGACUACUGAUUGGGUUCCAGAUAAUACAAACGAUCACAAUAUUAGCUACUCCAAUGCAGAAGAUAACUUAGGAUACCACAUGAAAGACAGAAGUCAUCCUCUGACUGAAGGGGAUGCAAGUGGUGGUAAGGAUCCUACUUAUUUUGCACCAUAUUCACAUUCUGAGAGGUUCCAGCGUUUUGCCAGCAGAGAAAGUGUUCGAAAAUUUAAGAGCAGCUCUGAUGUUAAUGAUUCAGAGAGCAGUCUUUCAGAAAAACUUCAUAACGUUAGAAUGGAGGAGGCAAAAUUAUUUGUUGAACUCCUGAGACAAGUUCACUAUAAGAACCUAAGAGCUAAGAGCAAAUACAAGAUUCAAAGAAAACUGAACUACAAUCUUCACUUUUCAUCAGAUGAAAGUCCAUCACAGUACCCAGCUGGAAAGGUAAAUGAACAAAGUGUGGGAGAUGAUAAUAGCCACAGUAUAUCUGAAAGCAUGAAAGAUUCUGAACUGAAACAUCUCCCCACAAGUAAAACAAUGGACAAAUAUUUUUCUAGCACAGAUGAUGAAUCUGAUGGGCACUAUAUGUGAAUUUCAUAUUACAAUAUUUUGGUGUUAAAUGUCUACUGUACUUUCUCAAUAAGUGUGUGUUUUUAAAUAUUUAUGAAGACAUUCAACAACAUUAAAGCACUCAAGGUAGUGUGCGAAAGAAUACUACAAGAACAAUGAGGUGGAUACAGAAGUCGUUUUGAAGUAAUAAUGAUAAAUUUUGAGUUUGACAUUGGUUGUGUUGCUGUACAAAUUGUGCAAAAAAAGUAAAUGCUAAUUUUCUGCUUCGUUGUAUAGGCAUGUAUGUACAGUUUUUAAAUCAUUUUUGUCAUGUAUUUAAUGUCAACAUGCAUCAAUAAAUAAAUUUUCAAAAUGACUAUGGUGACAUUAUAUGUGGAGUUAAUGCAUGUUCAUA